This is a messenger RNA of Chilo suppressalis (striped riceborer), 3859 nucleotides long. The record is from the annotation of a GenBank genome assembly. NCBI's taxonomy places the organism in Eukaryota, Metazoa, Arthropoda, Insecta, Lepidoptera, Crambidae.
UGCAUUUAAAAUAAAAAUGGCAGUUGUUUGUCAUUGAAAAAAAACGUGUGUUGUUUUAGCAUUCUGUUUUCUUUUAUUGAUUAAUUUCGAAACAUCAAAACAUUUACGUUUAAUUUUUAUUGUAUUGACAAUGUCACGCGAUCCCCGUAAGUCCUUUUAUAACCGCGAUCGCGCGCCAAUCUGGGGUCGUUCAGAUUACCGAAGCCGGGAUCGUCCCUUGCCGCCGCGCAAAAGGACUAGAAGCAGAAGCCCGCCGAUGGGCGACAAACAUCGCAGUGGUUCGCCGCGCAAAAAUGAUAAAGAUUUGUUAGACGAGAAUAUUUUAAGAGAAAUCUCGAAGCUGCCGGAGCCAAGCGAGCUGUGGGAAAACAAUCAAUUUCAAGAGAACCCCAAUUUCGGUAGCGUUCCAUUGCCACCCACUUUUCAGACUGAGGCUGUGUCAAACCCAAAUUUUCAAGGCAGCUAUCAGCCUUCGUACUCUGGCAUCUAUGACGACUUUCCUCCACCAGCACCUCAACCCACAAUGCCUCAAGAAAUCACUCAGUGGAAUCAAAUGUCGUUGCCCCCACCUCCUGGGCCAUCACCAUUCAUUAACAAUGUGGAAGAUCAAAUUAAAAAAGAAGCUGCUAUAGAAUCAGAGAUGCGACAUCAGAAAGCCGCACUAUCAAAGCAGCGGGAAGACUACAUCAAGAAAGCAGGCAUAUUGAAAAAGGAACUCGACACUUUGAAGGAUCAACGCGACGAACUUCGUGGUGACGCAAAACGGUCUCCGAGCCCAGACACCAAGAGGUUUUUGAAGGAAAACACAAAGUUGCAGUUGGAGAUCCAGAACAAGCUGAAGACCAUCAACAAUGUGGUGGACAUGCUUAAUGGUAUCAUCGGGGAAGAAGCGCCCGCGGAGCUCACGCACGAUUCCGACGACGACGACAAGAGCUCCAAACGGAAGUCCAGGUCUCCGUCGGGCAAGAAGUUCAACUAUGUGUACUACGACCCGGAGAUGCACUGGUGCCGCGUGUGCAACGAGUUCCCAUCCACUGCUAAGGAUUACUUGAAUCAUCUGCACUCAGCCGCACAUCACAAGAAACUAUUGCGUAGAAUGGCGGCGGCGCACAUGGAGGCGCCGUGGCACAGCAUCACCGGCAUCAACGAGGGCUUCCCCAGCUACCCCUCCGCGCCCACCAAGCGGACGCCCAUCAAAGGUUUGCAAUUCUUCGUGCCAUCUACGGCGUGGUACUGCAAACUGUGCGACCAGUUCAUAGGAGACCUGCACUGCGCCUCCGCUCAUCUCAAAUCCGUCACGCAUUCUAAAAACUAUACUAACUUUGUUGAGCAAAACCCUCAUUGGGAGACGGACUGGAUGUCUGACCGCCAAAAAGCUUUCGAGAAAUCUCGCGCCAGCAACAAGAACAAAGCACCCGAAGACAAACCCCAGUACACCGCUCACACUAUCACCUUCCACAAAGACGGGUUCCAUACAAAGAACACUGACGCCCCGGCUAUGCCCGCGCCACCGGAGAAGAAGAAGAAAAAAGAGAAGCGGAAGAAGUCUAAAAGGAAGCGCAGCAGUAGCAGCAGCUCCUCCAGCGACUCUAGCAGCUCUGAAAGCGACGGUGAGAAGAAGAAGAAGAAAAAAAGUAAGAAAGAAAAGAAAAAUGAAGCUAACGAGAAGACAUUGACUGAGUGGAUGACGGCCAUACACAUGGACCGGUUGAAUGAGAAUGACAGGAAGUUGCUAGACACUUUGAAAAGCAGAAUGAAAGCUGAAAAGCGUGAUGCGGAAAAACGCAGGUCUCCAGAUAGAGAAAUGUCCCCAGAGUCAAGGAGGGCGCGGGAGAUCGAACGCCGCGAUUUGGAACGCGAACGCGAACGCCGCUCGCGAGAAUCUCGGGCCCACGAUAUACGUGACCCUCGUGACUCGCGCGACCAACGUGACUCGCGUGAGCCGCGCCCUCCCCGUGACCCGCGUGACCCCCGUGACACGCGCGACCAGAGGCGAUCGCGAUCGCGACCUCGCAGUCCCGCUAAUGAUGCUAAAAAACCGGAUAUCAAGAAAAUGCCUUUCAUCGGGAAAAUGCCGGUGUACAAACAUCUUGGCAAGAAACAAGAAGAACAAAAGAAAGAGGAAAUAGAUCAGAAGAAGAAAGAGGAAGACGAAGCCAGUAAAAAAAGACGCGAGGAGAUGGACGCGGAGAUACAGAAAAAGGUGGCAGAAUUUAAGGAGAAAAUAGCAAAGGCGCAGCUAGAACGACAGGCGCUGGCCCCUCCAGCCGUGGCCCUACCCACCACUCUAGGCGCCCCCCCACCCUACGCGCCGCCCCCGCCCGCAGCCCCCACCCCUGCCCCCGGGGGCGCUAGUCUGCCGCAAGACCUACAGGAAGCGUUGGACAUAAUCUUCCCUUCGGAAGUGAAGCCAGAUUUGUCACAACCUGACCUCUUCCUACCACCCUUCCCCAUGCCACUGGGAUUCCCACCGCUGGGACUGAUGCAGCCACAGAUGCCGCCGGGUAUGUUUGGUUUCGACAUGAACGCGCCCCUAUUCCAACCGCCCCAACUGUACGACGCGCACGUGCCGCUCGUACCAAGCCCCAGUCCUCGGCCCCAGAACCAUAACAAACGAAACAACUCGCAGAAAAAUGACAAACGGUUACAGAACCCGCAGCCACAGAAAAAUAGCCAAACGCAGAACCAACAGACUGCAGAAAGCUCGACAGCUACCAGCAAACAAACUGAGAGUAAAGAGAAUGGGAACAUGGCUAGAAAGAAGGAGGAGUUGGACGAGCUGGCCAUGCUCGGCAUUGAUGCUUCAGAUGUUGGAGCGAUGUGAAAGAAAUCUCGAAAACAGUGUCAGUAAAAGUAUUGACUAGUGCGUGCAGUGAAUGCGUGAAUUGUUCUAGGAUUGAUAGGUACUUUGUAUCUCAUAAUUGGAUAUGACUGGAUAAUAAUAUCAAUUUACUAAUAGUAACUAUCCUGUUCGACUGUCACAUAUACUGGCCAUUUACAAAAAAUAAUUUCAAUCAGCUGAUUCUAUGGUCGUCUUGGCUUUAAUUCUCUACCAAUUAUUUCUUAAAUAUCUUUUCUGUGGUUUCCACAUCCGAAUAUUUUAAAAGUCAAAUGUUUGAAUUUGCACUCUGCCGCUGUUAAUAUGUAAGCUAUGCUAAGUUAUUUAGGUUCUUUAAGUAUGUGAUAUGUAAAAUAAAUAUAGUGUACAAUCAGCACAUUUCUUAUGGUAUUAUAAUCAUUGGUUGUGGCAGCGUAUUAUAUGCGCGUCUCCUUUUCCAAAAAAUAAAUUUUAUGAGUUACCUUUGUAAUUGUUUUGAUGGCCAGUGUAAUUGCGGUGCAAAAAAACAUUUAAAUAGUGUUGCCCCUGUAUUGCAAACAUACUAAAUUAACUCCAAAUGUAAAUAAAACUUGACAUGGGUAAAACCAUUUUUAAGACAAGAUGUGAAAAAAGCUAUGCUUUUGAUAACAAGGAAAGUAAAAAAAACAAUGUGAUUUAUGUACCUAUUCCAAAACUAAAGAUCGCUAUUAUAGAAUUGAUCAUGUUUUUAAUAGUAACACACUGCUGGGACAAGUGUUGAUUUGAAUUAUAUUUAACAUAAAGAUAAUUUUACUAGAAAAAAAUCCACGCAGUCCAGGUUUUUGUAGUAAAAAUUUCUUUAGAUUUAAACACCUUGAAGUAAAAUAAAAGUUAAAUGCUUAAAAGAUUUAAAUGUAAGAAACUAUAUUUCACCUAUUGACGCACCUGAAGUAAAAGAUGAAAUUGUCGUUACGAUAUUACGUAUUGCUAAUGAUUUGUAUCACUCGACUAGAUUUAUCUGUAUUUUUACAAUGAGUAUUAAAUAUCAUGAUUAAUAAACAU